AUGCAACAAGACCGAGUCCACACAGCCGAGCGGGCCGACUUCUUCGGCCUGCGCGGGCUGAGGUUGAAGAUUGCCAUGGUGGUGCUCACUGUAUUGCCCAGCUUCCUCUUGUUUGGAUACAAUAAUGGGUCCAUGGGGCCUAUCACCAAUCUCGAAUCUUUCGCUAAGCAAUUCCCAAGAAUCGAUGUGGUCACCACAAAAGGAGAAGAAAAAUCCUACAAUGCCUUGAUUCUGGGUAUCGUGGUCGCAUGCUAUAACCUUGGAUGUAUCUCAGGAGCCUUGUCAACAAUCGCAUAUGGCAACGUGUUCGGGCGUCUGAGGUCAAUCGGCAUUGGAUUGGUGUUGUCUCUGAUCGGUCUAGCCGUUGAGACCUCUUCGUACAGCCUCGGUCAGCUCAUAGUGGGGAGGCUGCUCGUGGGAGGGUCUAUCGGUAUACUUUCCGCCAGUAUCCCAGUCUGGCAGACCGAGUGCGCAACCACAAAACACAGAGGCGCGUUUGUGAUCAUGGAGGGGAUUUUCAUCUCAGCCGGGAUCACAUUUCCCAACUGGAUCAGCUUCGGCACAUUCCCUGCGCUGCACGGAUCAACGCAGUGGCGAGUCACGAUGGUACUGCCAGCCGUGCUGGCAAUAUGUGCUUUGCCUUUCCUGUUCUGGAUGCCGGAGAGCCCGCGGUGGCUGAUGUUAAAGGGCAGAGUCAAUGACGCUCGCAAUGUCAUUGCUGCCAUCAUGGACAAACCGCAGGAUCACGAGAACGUCUCCGCCGAGGUAGCUCAUAUCCAAAGCCAGCUCGAGCUGACCACAGGCAACGUGAAGUCAUUCUUCACACGGAGGCCCGAGAGGCCACUACAUCGAGCGCUCAUCGCAUUUGCGGCGCAGAGCAUGACACAGUGGAACGGGUGUUCUGCCAUGAUAUCAUACACUGGCAUCGUUUUCGCGGACCUUGGUUUCGAGGGUACGCAAGGACAUCUGCUUGGCGCUGGCUUCACGACGACCUUCACCGUGGCUGCGAUCCUACCACUAUUCCUCGUGGACAGAGUCGGUCGUCGCAAGCUGUUCCUUGUGGCCGCUUUCGGGGUCUGUGUCUCAAUGGCUGUGUUGGCUGGAACAGCAGGUCGUUCAGAGUACGCGCCUGUCGCACUGACCUUCAUGUUCCUGUAUGCUGUGUCGUACGCCAUUGGAUUUCUAGGGCUGCCAUUUCUCUACGCGAGCGAGAUCGCCCCGAUACGCCUUCGUGUGCCAAUCUCGGCCAUCUCUGUCACGGGACAGUGGUUGGGUCAAUUCGUGGUUGGACAAAUCACUCCUCCUGGCUUGACGAAUCUCGGUAGCCGAUACUGGAUCAUUUGGGCCGUCUUCAAUGCGAGCUUCAUUCCGAUCAUAUACUUCUUUUUUCCUGAGACCAAUGGCAGAUCGCUGGAAGACAUCGACGAGCUCUUCGAGAGUUCUGGCACCCUCAAUGUUGUGUCCAAUGCACGAAAGUGGAACAGCAGCUGGCAGGCUGAAGACGUUCAGUCUGCUAACCAGCACAAAGGGAGCAGUAUGACCGAAAUUGAGGAAGCAUAA
This is a messenger RNA of Cyphellophora attinorum, 1560 nucleotides long. Its product is annotated as Sugar transporter STL1. Gene Ontology annotation, biological process: carbohydrate transport; transmembrane transport. Bases 1 to 1560 code for a protein of 519 amino acids. Lineage: Eukaryota; Fungi; Ascomycota; Eurotiomycetes; Chaetothyriales; Cyphellophoraceae. Gene Ontology annotation, cellular component: membrane. Gene Ontology annotation, molecular function: carbohydrate:proton symporter activity. The transcript has 3 exons. The record is from RefSeq and is a predicted model, not a curated record.